GGUACUCUCACUCUGGCGUGCACCUACUGUGGCGAUCGGCCCCUGAGAUGCGGUGAAACGAGGGCUGAGUGGGAGUGGAAGGGGAAGGGAUGCGCGUUGCUGACCCGCCGUGAAUCCUCACCAGCUUUACCACUAACUCACUCACUAAACUGACGGGCCAGACCUUUUUAUUUCCCCCCGUCGUAUUUCUUUCUAAUCUUCUACUCUCCCUCUUCCUCCGCCUCCCUCUCUUCCUUUUCUUCUUCCUCCUCCUCCUACUUCGGUUACUCCGUCUCCUUUUCUUCUUCUUUCUGUUAGGUCGGGUGGUUGAUCUCAACAUCUUGCUGGCCAGCCCCUACAUUCUUUUCCGAUCCACCAUUCCAAUCGAUCCCUCCCCAAUCCCUGCCAUGCUCCAGCCCCUGGGCUGCUAGAGACUCGCGAGACACCCUCCGCACGCUGGUCCGUCAUGGGGGAUUCCCCGGGAACGGGCGAGCCGGGAACUGCGCCGGAACCGUCCCAAACAAUGCAGCACCAGCAACAGCAACAACAACCUUCUCCCACCUUCUCCCACCACCGCCCGGCAUCCGAGCAUGGCCCUGAUCGCGCCCUGCAACUCAAACGCUCCUCGCUUCCCCCGCGUCCGAAUGGCGCUGCUCGCCACGCCAAACGACUAACCCUCAACUUUCCCAUCAACAUCCCUCCCGGCGCCUUCGAGUCCAACGUCGCCUCUCCUGGCACCGGCAACAUGACCCCCGCCCCUCACUCCGCCCAUCCCUCCUCCGUGCCACCCCUCGGCGCCCCCCUGACCUUCGAGGAGCCCGACGACGGCUCGGGCCUACUGACUGCCAUCGCCUCGCAGGAACGAAAGGUGCUGGAGCUGCGCGAGGAGCUCUCCCGCGCGGAGACGGAGCUGGGUUCGCUGAAGAAGCAGUGGGCCCUGACGGAGAAGACAAAGAAGCGGACGGAGAUCAGCCACCGCGCAGAGCCUCUCGUGCCUCUGCGGUCGCCCGACCAGACCCCGGAGCGCUCGCAUCGCCGCGAGCCCAGCCAAAGCGGCUCCGUGAGUCCCUCGCUGUCGCAGGCCCGACUCAGCCGCGAGCUGGCCCUGGAGCGUCGCCACAGCUUCCGCUCCGCGGCCAACAACGGCACGACGGUGUCCGCCAACGGACGGCGCGUGUUCCGGGGCUCCCACACCCGGGCCUUGUCGCUGCUCUCCCCGACCACCGGGGCCGGUGACCUGAGCAAGCCCGGGUCUGAGACGGACCUGACCUCGUUGCCCGGUCGCAUCGGCCGCUCGCCCCGGUCGGCCACCCUACCGUCGUCGGUCGAGCGCGGCGUGAUCUCCGUCGACGGCACGGAGAUCACCGAGGACAUGAUCUCGCAGUGGCGGAACACCAUGCCGCCGCCGUCGCGCGAGGCGCUGGUGCGCACGGGGAAGCAGAUGGCAUCGGAUCUGCGCGAAGGGCUGUGGACGUUUUUGGAGGACAUUCGCCAGGCCACGGUGGGCGAGGAGGGCAUCAACGCGACUGAGUCCCGCGCGGUGCCGCCGACGCGCACGCGGGACUCCAGCUCGACAUCACGCAGCCGCGACCGGCUAUCGCUGCAGGGGAGCAAGCUCCCGCGGGCGACGGGGUCCGUGGGGACCAAGGGGACAGGAGCAGGGGUGGGGGCUAAACUUUCCGGUAAAGACUCCAAAUCGGCGGACAUAGAGGCGUCUUUCUGGAGUGAAUUCGGCAUUGAUCCACGUGGGCAGAAGUCCCCGAGCGCUCGCGGAGCCUCCAGUACCCCAAGCGGGCGGACCGAACCAGCCGACUCCCACACCCCCGAUGUUGAAGACAACUGGGACUGGGACUCGCCGCAGAAGCCGAAGCCGCAGCCGCAGCCGCAGACGAAGACGAGGACUCGGACGCACACCCCGUCGUCCAGCCGCUCGACGCUGGAGUCCGCCCGGCACGACCAGUCCCCGAUGACGCAGUCCAGCAGUCCUCGCACGAGUACCAGCUUUGGCGACUGGCACGCCCUGCACGAUUCCAUCGUGCCCGAUCCCAGCGUCUCCGACGGCAUCCCCUGGCCGGCCAUCACCAAGCUGGCGCCGUCCAAGCUGCAGCGCACGGCGUCGAAUCUGAUGGCGGAGUGGGAGCGCAGUCUGUCGUCGCCGCCGUCGCCGACCGAGAAGGAUGACAAACGCGAUUGAUCGGCCGCCCGAUUUUCUUUUUUAACUGAUCGAUCUUUUAUACAUGCCGUUCGACCACGGCCCUUCACUUCUUCACUGCUAUUGUAAAUAUGGACACGACAUGCGCGAUCUACGUGGAUGGUUGGAGGAUGGUGGAUCUAGCACCCCCGAGCUGAGCUGGUACGGAUGACGCACGCAGGGUUAUGAUUGUUCCCGCAAUACCCUUUACGAUCAGCGUUGAUUUCACUCUCUUCACUUUUUCUUUGGCUUCGUGCUUGUUUGAAAUACAUCUUUUCCUUCUUUGUAACAUAUGUGCUGCGUAUACUGCAUGACAUUCUCAUUAUAUUUACUCUAUCACUACUAUCGGAC
Messenger RNA from Aspergillus heteromorphus CBS 117.55, 2521 nucleotides. RefSeq lists its product as uncharacterized. Bases 446 to 2173 code for a protein of 575 amino acids. The record is from RefSeq and is a predicted model, not a curated record. The transcript is spliced from 2 exons. NCBI's taxonomy places the organism in Eukaryota, Fungi, Ascomycota, Eurotiomycetes, Eurotiales, Aspergillaceae.